Messenger RNA from Staurois parvus, 744 nucleotides. The record is from the annotation of a GenBank genome assembly. NCBI's taxonomy places the organism in Eukaryota, Metazoa, Chordata, Amphibia, Anura, Ranidae.
UACAGGAUGGAGCCCGGCUCUCAUAAAUUCUACCACGUAGAUGCUUCCACUCCCGGAAUUUUCUGGAAACAUAUUAUUCUAGUAAACCUGACAUGCCCUUUGCUUAUGAAGCUUUUAUGUAUCCUAUGGAGAAAUUCAACAGUGCAUUUUCCACAGGUGACAUUAAAGGAGACGUGUUGAUUGACAUCAGUGCUGGUCCCGUCAUUCACCAUCUCUAUUUAGCACAGGAAUAUUUCAAAGAUAUCAUCCUUCUCAAGCCUACUGACCACUGUAUUUUAGAAGUGAAAAAAUGGAAGACCAGCCGAACCGGAGCGUUUAAUUGGUCGCACAGCUUUACACUUGCUACAGAAAUGGCAGGAAAGAGUGACCAAUGUGAGGACAAGGAAAUUGGACUCAGGGCGGCAAUUGCACAUGUAAUUAAAUUCGAUCUCAGCAAGGAAAAUCUCACAGACCCAAUUGCGUUACCACAAGCUGACUGCCUGAUCCUUUGGGGUGUGUUCUGGAAAUCAUAAGCAAAGAUCUUGAUGACUUUGUGAGAAACUUCAAGAGGUUCUCAAAUCUUCUGAAACCUGGCGGGCACUUGCUGUAUUAUGGAAUUUUAAAUGCCACAUUCUUUCUGGUUGGGGAGAGAGAGGUUCCACGCUGUAAAAGUAUAAUGAAAGUGAUUUGACAAGCAUGCUUAAUAAUGAGGGGUUUGUUAUCAGCCAUUUGGGAGGUUUCCAAAAAAAAAAGGCUGAGAGUGAC